AUGAAGUCCAGUAGCCUCUUCUCCGUUGUGGUGCUUGUUGCUCUGGGAACCCUGGCACCUUGGGCUGCGGAAGGUGCAGAAUAUGAAGUUUCAAAAGCUGGAGCCUGCCCUGCUCAAAGCCAGGUCAAGUGCCUUAGAAUUGUGAUACCCGACUGCCACAGCGAUGGGGACUGUCCAGAGAAGCAGAAAUGCUGCUCUGACGUUUGCAGUGUCAGAUGUGUGGAUCCUGUUGACGUUGUGGAGCCAACAGAGGAGAAGGCUGGGAAGUGCCCAGUGGUGGAAUUCGAAUGUUUGAUGCUGAAUCCGCCCAACCAGUGUGAGACAGACAGCCAGUGCGAUGGUAAUCUCAAGUGCUGCAAAGGCAGCUGUGGGAAAGCCUGCCUCUCCCCCGUAUGAGCCUGAUUCCUGCCACAUGGAAGCAGCUCUGACUUCCCACUCUUCAUAGAUAGGCAACACCUGUGUUUCCAGGUUUUCAUUUUGGGACUUUGAUAGUGAGGACUUGUUUCCACCCAGCACAUCCUCACAAUGGCUUGACACACAACACGUUCUGGCAAAGCAAAUGCUGAUGAACUCACGAAUAAAUUAACGAGCACAUUUC
Ochotona princeps (American pika) is the source of this 598-nucleotide messenger RNA. Its product is annotated as antileukoproteinase. NCBI's taxonomy places the organism in Eukaryota, Metazoa, Chordata, Mammalia, Lagomorpha, Ochotonidae. Gene Ontology annotation, molecular function: peptidase inhibitor activity. The coding region runs from base 1 to 396 and encodes 131 amino acids. Gene Ontology annotation, biological process: antibacterial humoral response; innate immune response. The transcript has 4 exons. The record is from RefSeq and is a predicted model, not a curated record. Gene Ontology annotation, cellular component: extracellular region.